Vitrella brassicaformis is the source of this 2088-nucleotide messenger RNA. NCBI's taxonomy places the organism in Eukaryota, Vitrellaceae. The record is from the annotation of a GenBank genome assembly.
GGUGUGUGAAGGCGCUCGUCACUCACGAAUGCACAAACGGGGAUCAGCCAUCACAUUCAUCGGGUCAGUCGCGUUUUCUCCGUUGGUCCACUCACUGCCUAAGCUACUCACUCAUGACUUCUGCACAUUCAUGGGGCCUACACCCGGGGGUUCGGCAGUGGGCUUGCCGUCGGCGUCAGCGACGCACACGGUGGCAUUGGCACAGUGGCUGGGCGUCUCUUCGAUCGCAAACGAGAUGCGCUCGGGCAGAGGGCCUGCACACCAGGGAGGGGAGGGACACUUAUUCGUGGGGGUGGCAGGUAGUCUUUCUCUUUGUUGUUGGCGCUGACUUGUCCUUGUGAAGACGCCGACGUUUUCUUUGAAGUACCACACUGUAGCAGCGUCGCGGGCUCCCUCGCUGAGGGCCUGACCAAAGCAGAACAGACAGGCCAUAGUGACUUCAUCCAUUUGAGUGUCUGUGUGACUGUUUCCUCCAUCCUUUAGCAUGCCCACCUCGUGCAGUUUAAACGACGUUGUGUUCUGCACGAGAGCCACCCACUCGGUCAUGUUGCGGCCAUUGAUGUGGCCUUGACCUGACACACACAACAUGCCAUGGCAGGCGCUCAUUCAAGGGUGGUCACAGACUGACUGACACAUUGAGAGGAUUGUGGCGACGUGUCGCACCUGGUUGGUCGGCCUGGCCCCAGCUCAUGACUAUGCCGUGUCUGGCGUGUCGCUGCAGAUUGUCUAGGAGGGUCUGUGUAGCGUGUGGUGGGAUGUGCUCCGCCACCUCCAGACACAUGACCCAGUCGAAGGCACGCGGCAGCUGGAAUGGCUCGAUGAGGUUGAGCGACUGGACGGCUCCGUCCGUGAUGGCUGCUAUGCUGUCGAUGCCGUCGAAUGCAUGGAUCUCUACCAAACCAGUCUCGCUCAACCUUAUCGAAAGAAAUGGGAUAGGAGACGCGCAUGGAUUGCAUGUGCGUGUGUGCGUAUGUGUGUAGGCGCGUACCACUGAGCCGCCUUUCCUCCCCCGGCGCCCAUGUCAGCAAUGACGGCGUCACGUGGAAACACCUUCCGCAACAGAUAGCGCAACAAACCUGACACACAUCACCAUAUCGUGGAGGCAUGAGCGGCAUCCAUCCCCCGCGACUCCUUCCUUCUCUCUUGGUUGGCACCUUUAUCGAGGCUCCAUCCAUCAAAUAUCGUCCUCUUGAGGGCCUCCCCAAGCGUGAAUGUACCGUCAGCAUUCGACGACUGCUGGUGCCACUGCUGCAGGGCAGCGACGUUAUCGUAUGUGUCCCUCCUAUAGCUCUCAUCCCCCGGCCGUGACGCCACCAGGUCCUUCUUGUGCUCGAGAUAGGUCUUGAGGUUGGCCACCUCCUGGGCCAUGGCGUGUGUGGCCAGGGAGAGCCAGUCUUGCAAAUGGAACAGGAGGACCUCCGGCCUGACGCCCUCCAUAAUGCUGUACAGCGUAAAGAACUCCCCAUCGCUGACCCCCUUGAGCGUCGCCAUGCCGACGAGCAGACGGAAUCGCGUCGUCAUGUCAAAGCACUCGGGGCGCCGGUUGAGGAGGGCCGCGUUGAGGUGGAAAAAGGUGGACAGGUGCAUGGACGACUGCGAGAAGACGUUGAGCAUCACCGUCACCUGGUGAUCCUGGUCGUCUUUGGACUCCUCCAUGACCGAUUUCGUCACGUUGUUCAGCAUGAAGUGCAGGUGCUCCAUCAGCCGAGAUCUUGACAGGUAUAGGAAUUCCACCAGCUGCACGCAGCUCAUGUUGGAGGUGCUCACAGCCGUGGCAUUAAAGUCCUCAAUGUGGCUGUUCACUCCCCCAUCCAUGUCUUCAAGCUUCUGGCAGUACGCCGACUUGAAGAUUUCGCGGUCCGGAGCUCCCCUGUCCGCUGGACUGACAUCCUGGGCACCAAACACCACCGGCAGGAUAAAGAUUGCGAUGACGUUGGUCCACAUCAGCACUGGCAGGCCUCUCCAAUUUACGUGCCCCAGGCCCCAAAUCUCAGAAUCUCGACUUCUUGCAUCUCCCUUCGCCUCCGAGUCAUCCGUCAUGUUGCCGUUCCCCCUUGCUGUCGCUAUCAGCGUCACUAUCACUUUCAU